Messenger RNA from Cryptomeria japonica (Japanese cedar), 2497 nucleotides. Its product is annotated as probable WRKY transcription factor 4. The record is from RefSeq and is a predicted model, not a curated record. The transcript is spliced from 4 exons. Gene Ontology annotation, biological process: regulation of DNA-templated transcription. Gene Ontology annotation, molecular function: sequence-specific DNA binding; DNA-binding transcription factor activity. Bases 254 to 1990 code for a protein of 578 amino acids. NCBI's taxonomy places the organism in Eukaryota, Viridiplantae, Streptophyta, Pinopsida, Cupressales, Cupressaceae.
AAGUGACGGAGUCAAUAACGGAUAAAAGGUCGAGCGAGGCAGCAGGCGUCUGCUAACAUGUGUCUACAUGUCCUACGUGAAGACGGCAGACCGAGUGAAGUCAACAUAACAUGCAUUUGCCUUUCCUUCAUUCACGUCUGCGCCCCAAAUCCCACGUUUUCAUUGAAUUCAUCUUUUCAGCACAAUUUGGCGCUCCUGCAAACGGAUUCUGAGUUCGUCAAACAAGCGUGUAGGUGCCAAAUUCCUAACAAGUAUGGAGAGGGAGAGGAAGGAGGAAGCAGAGCAGGGGGUGAUGGCCAGUUCCAACAGGCCUCGCCUCACCUUGCCUCUUCGUUCGUCUACAGAAUGGUUUAUGAGUGGUAAAAGCCCCGGGCCCAUGACUCUGCUCUCCAACUUUCUCAAUGACGCUGAGAAUGAUGCCCCUGAUUCAGAUUGCAGGUCCUUCUCCCAGCUCUUGGCCGGCGCCAUGGCCUCUCCUGCUGCUCCUGUGCUUGCAAAUUCCACCACCAACACCACCACCAAUUACUUUGCCACCGACUCCUCUCUGAUGCCCCGCUCGCCCCUUUUUAGCCCCGAUUCGCCCGCCUUUCUCUCGUCCACCCAGGGAUCAUUUGGUAUAUCGCAUCAGCAAGUCCUAGCCCGAAUUCAGGCGCAAGCACAGGCUCAGACUCAUCCACAGAUGCAAGUUCAAGCAUCACCCUUUCCCCCUUUGAUGACUUCCACGAUCACAGCAACGUUGCCACAUCAGCUAGAAUAUUCGGUGGGGGCUGAUGCUAUUACGUACGGAUCUUCAUAUCAACAUAAGGCACAGGCACAACCAGAAAUGAAGAAAAUAAAUGCAUCCUCUGAAUUGGGUUCUCAAGAUACUGAACCCAAUUAUAGAUCUUUACCUCCAAUUGCCGUUGAGCGCCCUUCUGAUGAUGGAUACAAUUGGCGCAAGUAUGGACAAAAGCAGGUUAAGGGCAGUGAAUAUCCUCGUAGUUAUUAUAAAUGUACCCAUCCCAAAUGCCCUGUGAAGAAGAAGGUCGAACGUUCCCAUGAUGGUCAGGUAACUGAAAUUGUUUACAAAGGUGAACACAAUCAUGGCAAACCCCAACCUAGUAGACGUAUGGCUGCUGCUGCUCAGCAUUUACACUCUGAUGAUAUCAAUGAACUUAUGGAUGGUAAAGCCGACGGAACUAGUCAAGUUUAUUCUGGAGAUGCUAAUAUUGCAGAUUCAUCAACGUCAUUGAUGGGGCAAGGGAGUCCUGAGCAAUCAUCUGGUUCAAGUGAUGAUGGUGAGGAUGAUGAAGAUGGCAGCAGGGCAGAUGAUGCAGAUGACAAUGAUGAGUCAGAUGCUAAAAGAAGGAAGAAAGAUAGGAAGAUAAAGGAAAUAAUUGCUUCAUCUAGGACAAUUAGAGAGCCACGCAUUGUUGUGCAGACAACAAGUGAUGUAGACAUCCUGGAUGAUGGUUAUCGUUGGCGUAAAUAUGGCCAGAAAGUGGUGAAGGGCAAUCCUCAUCCUAGGAGUUAUUACAAGUGCACCAAUGUGGGAUGCAAUGUACGCAAGCACGUUGAGAGGGCAUCCACUGAUAUUAAAGCCGUCAUUACAACCUAUGAGGGAAAACACAAUCAUGAUGUUCCAGCAGCGAAGAAUAGCAGCCAUGACGUAGCAGGCUCUGGGGCACAACUUCGUGCUGGAAGUAGUACCAAUACUAGCACCAGCCUUUCCAAGCCUCCUAAUAUGUCAUUACUGGAACAGCAACAGCAGGCUGUAAAUUGUCCUUCAAGUUGGGCUUCACAGGGUAUUACUGGGGAGAAUGCCACUCAAAACUGCGGUGGUACUACCCAGAAUUUUGCUUCCUCUAUGGCAGCUAACAAUAGAUUAAAUAUGGGAAGGCCUUUCGGUGAUGACAAUGGAUUCAGUUUUUCAGGAGCAACUCAAGGCUUAGGCACUGUGAGGCCCAAAGAAGAGCAUGAAACUACCUCAGUCACAACUGGGUUUUGCUAAAAUGUUGGCCAGCCCUUGCUGUGAAAGAACAACGCAUGGCAUGUGUUUGGUGAACACAUGAUCUUGACACACUAAGUCUGUUGUCUGCAAUUUUACCAAGAUACCAACAUUGCUAAACUGUCCACGUGAAAAAAACUAAGCUUCUUUAAACAAGUGCAAAUGUUAUGGAUCCAUGCUAAACAGCUCUGGUUGUCAGGAUAGGUUCCCUCAGUUUGUCACUUCUGUACGAGAGAUGCGAUGCAGCUCUGGUGUUGUGAAUGUUCCUUCAUUUGAAUCAUAGACAAUGAGAUAUCUUUUCUACAUUUUUUAUGGGCCAAUCUCCUUCGCAAGGCCCUUGUUAUACUUGUAUUAUUACACAUUACAGUUAAGAGUACAGGACUUGAACGGGGACCUCUAAAUAUCGGUUUCAAAUGGCCAUAAAGUCUGAAAACAAAUGUGCUUAGUCGAUUUAAAUUGUUGGGAGUGAAUAAUAAAAUAUAUCCCAGGGUCUAUGAUGCUUCUUUCCCA